AUGGCCUUGUUGUAUGAUUCAAAGUUGUUAAUUGAGGAAUUACGUACUAAAUAUCUGGAAAAUAUCAAUGAUAGUAUUGGUGAGAGGGUAAUUGGCGGGAUAAAUGCGGUAUCAAACAAGAAAAAACGGGUUGGACUGAGUGAAAAUGGGGUUGAUCAUGGAAAAGUUGUUUCAUUUUAUCUUUCAGAAGAGGAUUCAAUGUCAAGUUUUAGAGAGGAGGAGGUUUUUGAUGAGGAGAGAUCGAUUGAUAUAGUUUCCCAAGGAUGUGAUAUAGAAAGAUCAGUUAAACGAAAACAGCGGUAUGCGAAUGAAUCGUUCUCAGUUUUAUCGGAAAAGAAUGCGUCAAAUAUUGGGGAUAGUGAUUCAGAUGAUUUGGAGCUGUGUUUUUUGAAAUAUUUAUCUAAGGAAAAGGUUAAAGUUAAGUCUAAAAGUAUGGAUGUGUUCAGAAGAAGUUCAAGAGGAGAUUUAAUGACAAUGAUGAAGAAUCAAUGUUUAAUUUCUGGAUCUGAAAGUAAACAUUCGAGUACACAAUAUAAGGCUCAAUCAAGAGAAUCGUUAGAAAGUAUAUAUCGAAACGAUACGAGUUAUAAUUCAUAUUUAAAUUCUAUGGAAGAAGGAUCUUUAAAUUUUUCUAGAAAAGUAUACCCAUUUUGCCGAUCGCCAUCUGAUGAGAGAUUAUCAUUGUUGACUAUUUUGAUAAAAACGGGAACAAAGAUACAAACGAAUCCUCUUGCUGAUAUAUUUGCAUGUUUUUCAGGGAAAGGUGAUCUUAAUCCUUUAAAGCUGAAGAUAUAUCGUCCGUCGGGGAAAGAUCCUAAAAGACCUUUUUCUGUUGUUAUAAAACGAAUUGCUACAGUUUCUGAUGUAAUUGGUUUUUCUUUGUAUUGUUAUAUAGAGCAGAAGAUAGAACCAAGGCUUACUAGUGAUCAAUUGAAUCCAAACAUGUGGACUUUACGCAUUGUAGAGGAAGAUGGUGAAUUGGAUCAUGAUUUUCCAGCAUUAGAUAGAGUAAGAUUUUUAUCAAAAUUUGGUUUUGAUGAAUUUGCUCUUGUUGAAGCAACAUCUGCACAAUUUUUAGAGAACGAAAAAAUAACUCCAUUUAACUUUAAAAUUAAUGUUGAUCAUUUUAAUUCUUAA
Pneumocystis carinii B80 is the source of this 1137-nucleotide messenger RNA. RefSeq lists its product as hypothetical. Gene Ontology annotation, cellular component: plasma membrane; TORC2 complex; cytoplasm. Bases 1 to 1137 code for a protein of 378 amino acids. Gene Ontology annotation, molecular function: phosphatidylinositol-4,5-bisphosphate binding. Gene Ontology annotation, biological process: TORC2 signaling. Lineage: Eukaryota; Fungi; Ascomycota; Pneumocystomycetes; Pneumocystales; Pneumocystaceae. The record is from RefSeq and is a predicted model, not a curated record. The transcript is spliced from 7 exons.